Molecule: messenger RNA, 3327 nt
Organism: Aspergillus vadensis CBS 113365
Lineage: Eukaryota; Fungi; Ascomycota; Eurotiomycetes; Eurotiales; Aspergillaceae
Product: Zn(II)2Cys6 transcription factor
Exons: 3
Coding region: 192-3062 (956 amino acids)
Biological process (GO): positive regulation of transcription by RNA polymerase II
Cellular component (GO): nucleus
Molecular function (GO): DNA-binding transcription factor activity, RNA polymerase II-specific; zinc ion binding; transcription cis-regulatory region binding
Source: RefSeq, a predicted model, not a curated record
GUAGAACUUCCUCAUCGGAACCCCAUAAGAAGUUAUAUGUCCCGUGUUCUUCGCACCCACUAGCUAUGCUACUCCACAUCAGGAUCUUGACUCGUAGCUGCUGUCGUUCGGUACACAGUCCGGAUGUCUUUUAGAUUUUCGGUUGCCGUCUUGAGAAUACGACAGCGACUCUGUGCCAAUUUUUUGCCACUAUGGAAGCUGCCGACCACACCCGGAAAUCACACCAGGACCCAUUUGCCAGUGGGCCAAACAUCGUGCCGAGUCCUGACACUUCGGCGGAAGCGCAGGGAGACUCCACGGCGGCGCUCUCGGGCAGUCAAUCUAGUCAGAAAGUGCCUAAGAAAAGGACCAAGUCUGGAUGCCUAACUUGCCGGCAACGUCGCAUAAAAUGUGGCGAAGAGAAGCCCAUCUGUAAUAACUGUAUCAAGUCAAAGCGCGUCUGCAAGGGCUAUGGUUUACGCCUAGUUUUCAAGGAUCCAUUGGGCAUUACUGGCACCACCUCACAACCGGUAACUGUCAGCACAGAGACAUUCAAUGUGCCGCCUCCCAGCGAGGAUCUUAGCAAUGCAGUCUCACAACAAAGACGAACCAGGUCUGGUCAACCGGUCCUGGCCGCAAAGUCCGUUGCAACCACAAUUACGGAACCGACUUCUCCGUCAAUCACAGCAACAGCGCCUCAUGAGUUUCAGCACUCUAGCGUAGAUUCGGACCGACCGCAGUCAAAUAUAGUUUUGCCGCGGGGAUAUCCCGCGCUCCGUGAACUGGCAGAUACCUUGGCCUUCCUGGAUCAACAACGGUCGGGUGGCUUAGAGGUGCGGUACCCCACUAAUACGGGCAUAUCAUAUCCGCAGGGAUCUUCCGUAGUACCCGGCGCAAGAUUCGCAGGCUCAACCUCAUCUCAAGCACAACUUUAUGCUGAAGAAGAACGAGAAGAUGAUUACUAUGAUCUUGACACCGACGAGGAGUUUCACGAGCAGAAGAUGGCGCUAGAUUACAAUCAACUUAGUCUCAUCAUGGCAUCCGCUAACCGCGACCAACAGCAGCUUCGAACCUUUACCACUUACUUGAGUGAGCCAAACAUACUCACCUCUUAUGCCCCAACUUAUGGCUUCUCUCCGCUGAACAACCCAAAAGCAGCGCGCAUCUUCCUGCAUUUCAUUAAUUCUACCGGGCCAACUUUAUCCGUAUUUGAGCGACACCCCAUUGAGCCUUCAACCAUGUCGGAGUUUCCGGUCCCAACGGCACGACAAGGACUUUGGACCUAUACGCUCCCUCUAAAAGCCUUGGAGAACCAUGCAUUGCUACAGGCCAUACUGGCUCUGGGCAGCUUACACAUAUCUUUCCUGCAGCAAGCCCCGCCGACAGUUUCCCUGAAGCACUACCAUUAUGCGCUUAGGAGGGUCAGUGUUGCAGUUGGUCUACCCAUGCGACGUAAGCAUAUCAGCACUUUAGCCGCUACACUCCUGCUGGGAUACUACGAAGUGAUGGGCGCAGAUCACCCUAAGUGGAAUAGUCAUGUCGCAGGGUCGGCUCAGUUGGUGCGCGAGAUUGACUUUGCUGGAAUAACACGUAGCCUGCGUGCCCAACGACGCAGAGACUGGGCUCAGAGGCAACAAAUGGAACCCUCAAGUCUCUCCCUAGCGGAAUCAUUAUGCUUGGCCGAUACGGAUUCUAAGGAUGACCCUUUUGCAAGAAGCGAACGAAACAUCAAUGAGAAUCUGAUAGGAGCCCUUGUUGGCCGAGCUGUCAAUUACGAUGAGCUUGGGCAGACCGAGGACGAUCAAGCCGGCGCUCGCCAUGAGAGUCAUUUUACUAGGGAAGACAUUGAAAAUUUUCGAAUACAGUGCGACCUUUAUUGGCAAUACCUGCAGCAGGAUGUCAUACAGAGUAUCAUCGGUGGUGGCCCGUUAUUCAUGCCAUACUCUCAAUGGGGACUGUGUCCUCCACGUGCGGGAAUGGGUCGAUUGGACGCUAUAUACGGCUCUGCGGAUCAUCUGUGGCUUUUACUGGGGCGACUGACGGAUUUUGGUGUCCGCGACAGAAAGCGGAAGCUGACGGCAACACAAAGCACGGGAUCGGAAUGGCGGCCCGAUUUCAGAUUCGCUAGUUUUAUGGCUCGUUUUACAAGAAGAGACCCUGAACAGCAGACAAGACCCUCAAUUGGUGGCGCUGUACAGCCCCCUUCCGGUUCGCCGUCGACUGCUCCGCCGUUCUACGGCAUGGCUCAGCCCCGCAGGCCAAGACAUCCUCCACCUGAUUUUGUUGAUUUUGCCGAUGAUAGCAAGUAUGAUGAAGAAAGAUCUGAGGAAACAUCGUACGAUGAGGCUGAAGCUGAGUGGGAGAGUAUAUUAACGGCAUUCGACGCAUUCGGGAGCGCUCUCGGCCCUCACUUCAUGCCUCUGCCUGCCGAUAGUGUAUCCCCAAUACCAACGCCGUUCGGCCCUGCUCUGCAGUACCGGACACAUACUAUAGCUGUUCUCUGGAGCUAUUACUUUGCCGGUCAAAUUCUCUUACAUCGGUUACAUCCAUCGAUGCCUCCUGCCAUGAUGGUAUCUGCAAAGGUAGCAGCGCCGACUACAGCAGGAUACUCGCAAGAUAUCGGGAGAAUUGCGGCCGGGAUCUACGACUCACAAAGAAUUUACCAAGAAGCUGGGGGUCUGAGCCCAGCACUAGGAUCUUGUCUUAUCAAGAUGACUGUGCCGAUUUUCUGUGCCGCCAUUCAGUGCACAGACCCGGCGCAACGAGACUGGGUCGUCACAAGGUUGCGCAACCUUUUCCGCAAGAGUGGUUGGCUAAUAUCCAUUUCCAUAGCCAACAGUUGUGAGAAUGCGUGGAGGGUUGCUGCGAAGCAAGGUCGUGGUCCUCCUCACGAGCGGAAAGACACGACCGAUUACGAACAAGCCUCAAAAUGGACGCCACCUGGUAAAGAGAGUUACUUGAGUGACACCGGCGAAAGGCGUUUCGUUGCCGUUGCCAGAUGCGCAGCAGCAGCGGGCUGGGCAAUGGGACUCCUGAGUUUGGAAGAUGACGUACUGAACCUCGAGCUCAAGGAUCGGGUAUGAGGACUCCAUAAUGUUCCUGCAUCGGCCAACCUGCUCGCUGGCAAGAAUCUAUCAAGCACUGGCCAAUAUUCUAUGAGCCUGUUUAAUAAGUCAGAAGGGUUGUCAGCCAAUGUCAACACCACCCGACCUGUCACUCCUCUUGACAAAAGCUCUUGGUGCAAGCGUGUUUAUUCCUUGUCAGCAAGGUGUAGUGUGCGACAGCAUGACAUCUGGAUCGUACUGUCCCCAAACCGUUCGAGACCUCAGUGCGGAGCUACCACUAUUU